AUGGAAACUGUUUCUGCAGGCCUAACAGAGGGCGACGUCGAGUGUUUCUCAGAGUACAUGGAGCUUUGGGUCCACAGGAUGAGGAUCGAAGGCCUGCGGCUCUGGCUCUCCGGAGCCCUUCGGAUUCCGGUGAGCCUCGCGUCCCUGGACGACCUGAACGGCAAGCUCUCGGCCUGCGGGUUCUCGCUCUACAGAGACCCAGACCGGAACUACGUGUUCCGGGUGCUCUACAGCGGCUGCUUCGUGCACCUUGAGCACGGCAACUACGUCGUAUCGCUAAGCCUGACCAAGAGAACAAGCCGCUUUGGGAGCCGAUCCAGCGCCUUCGCCAUGAAGUGCCCCCUGGUGAGAGCGCCCCCUAGUGGCGAACACGUUAUGUGUGACUCCGACUUCAUUCAGGUAACUAGAAGGAUCCCCACGGACAGCUGGAAUAACGAGCUGCCCUGGUCCCUGGCUCUGAGGGGGAAGGUGGUGGUGGCACUAGAGGACGCCAGCCUCAUUCGGCUCAGCGUGGAGACGGACGGGGUCAACAUCACCGUGCAGGGCAGGAGAGCAGAGAUCCUGAGCCCUGAGGAGGUGCUGGACACACCAGGCACUUUCCUGCCCCUUCGACUCGUCAGCGGUCACUACUCCUACAGCAUGGAGGCCAGCUGCCCUACUGGCUCUGACUCUCCCGUGGAUGAGACGGUGCUGUAUAUCUACAAGCGACGCAUGGGCCUCGUGAAGCGUGGGGGGGGCGAUGGGGAGGUGCUGUCCCUGAGCGCUAUUUCCGUGAAGCAGACCGACUCCUUCUCCGUGUUCGAGAGCAGCGACCUCGUGCGCAUUGCACUCAACACCUCCCUCAUCCUGAGGACCAGGAGGUGUAUGGGUCCUGCUGGCAAGCAGCUGAUCCAGCCCUUCUUCAGGGUCGACGCUGUGCUCACGUUCAAAGAGACGCCCCACCACUUGGUCUGGAGCCUGGAGAACCUCUUACCGUGCACAGAAUCAUCUGCUUUGUCUACGGCAGCCACCGAGACGCUUGUAUCAUCGGCCAGCUCCGGAAGUCCUACCACGCCGUCUGCUGGCCGUACUGCAGCUGCACAUUCCGCCAAUCCUGCCUUCCGGUGGCCCGCUUCUACUGUGGCACGGCUAUUGCCUAAGGCAGUGGAUCAAGGGUCAGAGGUCAAGGACAGUGCUGCUGAGCCCUCCACUGAAAUGGUCAUUGGUGUGGAAACCAGCAGUACUCCACCCCAUGUUUCUGAGGAGGGUGCAGGCUGGUUGUCAAGGAACACAUCAAUGGAGGGGCAAGCCAAGCACGUCACCUUAUUUCCUGAAUCACCAGAUGAGACUGAGAGGCUCCAUAGCUCCAACCACCGCACACAUUGGGUCCCCAUGUGUCACUGUGAUGUGAAACCACCCAAACUGAAGGCAAACCUGUCCUUCUUUUAG
Scleropages formosus (Asian bonytongue) is the source of this 1428-nucleotide messenger RNA. RefSeq names its product ciliated left-right organizer protein containing ZP-N domains (gene ciroz). Bases 1 to 1428 code for a protein of 475 amino acids. NCBI's taxonomy places the organism in Eukaryota, Metazoa, Chordata, Actinopteri, Osteoglossiformes, Osteoglossidae. The record is from RefSeq and is a predicted model, not a curated record. The transcript has 12 exons.